Gongylonema pulchrum is the source of this 209-nucleotide messenger RNA. Lineage: Eukaryota; Metazoa; Nematoda; Chromadorea; Rhabditida; Gongylonematidae. The record is from the annotation of a GenBank genome assembly.
UUCUCGCGAAAUUUUGAUGUGUACGACGAAGAAGGUUACUACAGUAGCGUAACCUUUCCGGCACAGUACAGUGCUUACGAACGAGCUCGUCCUGUUCAUCCAACACCACCCCCCGCUGCGACAAUACCGCAGACGUUGCCAAAAAGCUGUGCGGAUGAUAAUUUUAGGAUUAUUUCGGAAUAUCCUGUGCCAAUUACAGAAUUGUGACU